Molecule: messenger RNA, 1505 nt
Organism: Actinia tenebrosa (Australian red waratah sea anemone)
Lineage: Eukaryota; Metazoa; Cnidaria; Anthozoa; Actiniaria; Actiniidae
Product: von Hippel-Lindau disease tumor suppressor
Source: RefSeq, a predicted model, not a curated record
CAAUUUUAUUAACUUUAUUUCCUUAUAAUUUCUUAACUUGGGCAAGAUUUUUUGAAAAUGAAAGCCUUGUAGGUUCAAUAUCUAAUCGUUUGUAAAUUAAUGAUGGACUAAGGACUUCUAUGUUCGCUGAUGCGGAACUGCAGGCUCAGUAAGAUGACAAGAAAGGCGUGAAAAUAAACGAAGUCAGUUUUAUACAAAUUUUCGCUUAAAUCAAGAUCAUUAAGCAUGGAAAACAACGACCAAGAUCAAGAAGAACAAGGAAUGAGAUCCCUCCAUCACCAUUGUGUCUCGCCAGUACGAUUUCAAAACAGAACUGGACGAAAUGUUAAUCUCAUUUGGAUCGACUAUGAAGGCAAACAAGGAAUGUUAGUUGAACUACAGAAAGAGCAGGACCAAAAUCUCAAUACGUAUGUCACACAUCCAUGGCUUGCUGAAGACUCUGAGACUAAAGAGAGACUCCUUUUGAACUUCUCAGAAGUCUUCUUUCCCGUGGAACCUGAAAUCGUAAUAAAUGACUUUCGUCCACGCAGAGCACAAGCAAAGAGAAUUCUGGUGAAAAUCACUACUCCAGUCCACAGAUUGGAGAAAUAUUGUAAGCAAGUUAUAUUGGGGCUGGUUGACAAGGAAAAUAUUAAACAUCUUCCACUUCCACCAAUAAUCAUAAAGAUAUUAUUAGAAAGCUGAUAAAUAUUGAGUAACAUUUUAUUAUAAAGAYAUAAUUAUGAAUGCAUAGUGUAUGUGUUGUAUGUAUGCUUACAAUAUGAGCGGCAGUGUUGUAUUGACUAUACAAUCAUGAGCCAGAGGCCAGACAGACACGAAUAUUGGAAACUACUUGCAAAAUUCAUGAAUGAUUCAURAAUCCUUUGAGAYAUUUUAAAUCAUAUGCUAAUAAAUUAUUAGAUACAACCACUAGUGCUGUAUCAGAACAGUAUACAUCCACUARUGGGUGUAUCUAAUUAGCAUUUUCAUUGUAAGGUUUGUAUCGGGUUUACAUGAUAUUCAUGUGACCUGAUUUCUAAAGCUUAGACCCCAAUUAAUUGAAAGUGGCUGAAUUUUAUAUCCUAAUAUAUCCAUUGUUUUGUAUCAUGAUCAAGCUGGUCAGCUUACAGCUUACGAACAUUUUGAGGAAAAAAAUAUGGAGAUGGAUCCCUUUUUUCUAAUUCUAAUUUUUUUCUCCAUCCUUUCUUGCAAAACACAAUGUACUUCAUAUUAUAUUUUCAAUUUUGUUUAAAAUGUGUUUUACUUAUUUUUUAGUACAUGGGAACAUUGUAAAAAUGUUAUGAUGAUGUAAGUUUGUAAUUUUCUGACCUGCUUACUACCAUUCCAUUGUUCAUUAUUCACACACACACACACACAAACCCAGCUUAGAGUACUCUAUAAUGUAAAAAUGUAAAAAUAUUAGUAUUGUAAAUAUUGUAAAGAAAUUUAAUUAUAGAGGAAUGUAUUUUUUUAAAGUAGCUGUAUAAGAAAUAGAACAAGAAUGAAUGAAGAAAUAAAUAAAUGAA